GGUGCGCUCGCUCCCAAUGGCAGUGACAUCUUCUCACCUUCCCGCACCAGCGCUAGGUUGAAUCUCUCCGCAUCUUUACCGCAAAGCAGAGCUCGUCAACAUGGCCAAAGGAGCAUCCAAGCGGAUCUCCUCGCAGAACGCCUCCUCCCUCACGCUCCUCUUCCGAGGCUUCCUCAUCACCAAUCUCCUUCAGAUUCUCUCCCUCACUCUCCUCACCCCGGGCUACCGUCGUCGCUCCUCUUCGUACAAGUGGGACAUCAUCAAGUAUGUCCUGACCGAGGCCAUUGCUGCUGGUCUGGGGUUGGUGAUGAGGGACAUGGCCAAGAAGGGGGAUGAUCUUAGCGCGGAAGGAUUGACGGCACUCAUGUGGGACGUCGUCUUUGUGACUUGGGCAGUGCAUGUUGGUACGGCACUGAUCUGGAGGAGGUUCUGGUGGCUGUAUGCCGUGAUUCCCCUCUACUCAACGUAUCUGGCAUACUCGAAGCUCAUCGUCCCCUUCCUGUUCCGAGGCGCAGAUCCAAUCGCCUCCUUAUUCUCGGCCGUCACAGGUCGUGCAGCGCCUCGAAAUGCAGGCCCAGCUCAGGGCACCGGGGAGGAGAAGACCGAAACCCUCAGCAAGAGGCAGCAGAAGCUGGCAGCUCGGGCUGAUCGCGGAGACGCUCGAGUGCAGAGGAGGGAGGUGAAACGGGGCUAGAUCAGGGCAUGGAGAAGUCUUCAGUGCACCAAGGACAGUAUAGGAAUGAUGAAACGAUGU
Messenger RNA from Microstroma glucosiphilum, 754 nucleotides. RefSeq lists its product as hypothetical. NCBI's taxonomy places the organism in Eukaryota, Fungi, Basidiomycota, Exobasidiomycetes, Microstromatales, Microstromataceae. The record is from RefSeq and is a predicted model, not a curated record. Gene Ontology annotation, biological process: vacuolar protein processing. The transcript has 3 exons. Gene Ontology annotation, cellular component: intracellular membrane-bounded organelle. Bases 101 to 694 code for a protein of 197 amino acids.